Peromyscus californicus insignis is the source of this 9326-nucleotide messenger RNA. RefSeq names its product nuclear receptor coactivator 6 (gene Ncoa6). Gene Ontology annotation, biological process: positive regulation of transcription by RNA polymerase II. Bases 2614 to 8817 code for a protein of 2067 amino acids. Gene Ontology annotation, cellular component: nucleus; histone methyltransferase complex; transcription regulator complex. The transcript has 16 exons. The record is from RefSeq and is a predicted model, not a curated record. Lineage: Eukaryota; Metazoa; Chordata; Mammalia; Rodentia; Cricetidae.
GUGCGCAGUGUUCCGAGCCCCGGAGUAGCACCCGGGGGUAGGGGAGGCGGCUUGGGGGCCAAGUCCCGGCUGUCAGGGCUGGAGUAGUUUUUGCAUGCACAGGAGGCGAUUGCUUGGAAAUGGGGGUUGCGAACGCGGGUAUCCGAGUGGGGGGUACUGACGCGGGAAUCAGACUGGAAAGGUCCUGGCGCUGAAUGGCCAGUCGUUAUGACUCCCAAGGGUCUCAGGACCUAGGAGCCUCUAGUCCCGUUGGAGGCAGCGACAGGAAAAGGGAAAAAGCUUGAUGAGGAAAGAAAGGGUGGCCGGGGUUGGAUGUAGGAGCUGGACAGCAGAAGGUACAGAGUGGAAGUGGUUGGGAAUGGAGAGAACCUCCAUCAACUUAAGUAGUUGUCUUUAAAAGGAGGGACCCGGCUGUUUGGGGGCGGUGACCCAAAGUGUGUUUCCUGGAAGGGGACAGCCGCUACUUAAAGAGCAGGGUCACCUGGGGAGGUCAUCUGAAAGGUCUUGUUGAAACUAGUUAGAAGGGUGAAGAACGAGUCUGUAAAAACUACGGUGGCUUUAGAGAUCAUGUCAUGGUUUCAGAUCAAGUUAUGAUUUUAGCCUGAGACAUAGAAAGAUCGUUGAUUUCCCAAGAUAGUAGGAGUUGGUGACAGGGGCUCCUGGAUAUGGCCUACUGCUUCCUCAUUCAACACAUUAAAGGGGUUUGCUAAGUCAGACAGCACCAUAUACUAGAGAGUCAAUAAUUUUUGUUUGAACAAGUUUGUCAGUACAGAGGCUGAGCGGGAUAUAAAAAAAAAGUAUAAUCAGUUAUUAGAUAUUUUCUAGAUCUCCAUUGGUACCAAAAAAAAAAGCAUUAAGAAAAAACGUUUCUAGAGUUUAAAAAGAUGCUCCCCCCCCUUUUAGGUGUUUAUUGCACAGCAAAAGAACACAAAGAAACCUGAAAGGAAAAAAGAGUGAUGAUAGAGACGUAGGGUCCCUAUCAUGUCACUUUAAUUGAAGUUCUGUUAUAAUAGGGAAUCUCGAGUUCAAAUGGACUGUGAGAUAAAUCAGCCAGUGAUACAUAGUUGAUUUUUAAUGUCCCUGAGUUUCGCAUCUACAGCUUCAACCAAUCAAGGAUUGGAAGCAUUCAUUUAAAAAAAUUGUAUUGUGCUAAACAUACAGGUUUUUUUCUUGUCACUAUUAUUUUUUCUUAUUAUUAUUCCCUAAACUAGACAGCUUAACAUCUGUUUACAUGACAUUUACAUUAUAUUGGGUAUUAUAGGUAUAGGGGAUAUGCAAGUACUAUACCACUUUAUAUAAUGAUUUUGAUAUCCUAGGAGGUCCUGAGAAUCCAUUGUCCAUGGAUAUACCAAGGAAUGACAGACAAUGCAGGACUCCACAUAGUUUAAAGAAACCAACCAAACAAACCUUAGAAACUAGGCAUGGUAGUUCACACCUAUAAUCUCAGGACACAGGAGACUUGAGGCAGGAGAGCUUAAAAAUUGAAUCGAGCCAGGGCUGUAGAGUAAAAGCCCUGUCUCAAGAGGAGAAAAAAACUUUCAGGGGUUGGCAUUGUAGUUAGAUGGUAGAGUAUCUGCCGAGGAUGCAACAUAAGGUGCUUAGUUUUAUUCCCAGCACAAAAGGGAUGGGGAGGGACUUUUAAUUAAAAGAAUUUGUAAGGAUUUUCAACACCACAUGUAUAUUCAUGUAUGUUUUCUGAGUCUUUCUAAUGCAGAGAGGUGGAUCUUAUGUGUGCCAUGGCCCUUGUAGCAUGGAUCUCUCAAAAUAGUAUUUUUAAUUGUAUAAAAUAAACUACAUCGAUUACAAAGAAAACCAAUUACAUUAAAAAUAGUUACUAAGUAUAAAAAUCGUUUAUGCUGAUGUAUCUGUGUACUUACCUAUUUGGGAAUGUGGUGGUAGGGACUGAAGUCAGGACCUUGCUCAGCUAGAUAAACACUGUAACACUGACUAUCCCCUUGGCACUGUGCGUGUGUGCAUGUGCAGUCCUUAAUCGAGUAUGUGUAUAUGCCUGUGGAGACCAGAGGUUGAGUUUGGGUGUCUUUCUUGAUUGCUUCGCUACCCUAUUAUUUUUUUACCUUGACGUUUUAUUCUCUGUUCUUUGGUUAUUUGUGUAUGUGUGUGAGUGUGGGGCCCUGUGUGUGGAAAUCUGAGGACUUGUGGGGAUCACUUCUCUUUUUCCACUUAUGUGACAGCAGUGCCUUUACCCCCUGAGCCAUUUUACCAUCCCAACCAUUUUGUUUUUUGAGACAGGGCCUUCCACUAAACCUGGAGCUUAUUGAUUCAGCUAGACUGACUAGCCAAGGAGCUUCAGGAUCUGCCAGUCUUUACCCUCCAGCAAUGGGGUUACAGAUGUGCACCGAACCUACCUUUAUGUAAGGACUAGAGUUCCGAACUCAGGUCCUGGGAGGAAUGGAGAGGGGUCCUGUUGACUGCCUUUUCUGAAAGGGGUCAGAGAGUUCUUAAACAGAAUUCUAUUUGGCUGCUACUUUGAAAUACAAACCCUAAAGAUGCCACCUUGUUUGGACUUAGAGGAUGACCUGGAUAAGUGAUAAAAAUUAAGACAUUUUGGUUUUCUUAUUGUUCACUUUGCAUAUACUUCUGGAAUAAUACACCAUGGUUUUGGAUGACCUUCCAAACUUUGAAGACAUCUAUACUUCCCUGUGUUCAUCAACAAUGGAAGACUCAGAGGUGGACUUUGACUCUGGACUAGAAGAUGAUGACACAAAAAGUGAUAGUUUUUUGGAGGAUUCCACAAUUUUUGUAGCCUUCAAAGGAAAUAUAGAUGAUAAAGACUUCAAAUGGAAACUGGAUGCAAUAGUAAAGAAUGUGCCUAACUUGUUACACAUGGAAUCCAGCAAGCUAAAGGUGCAGAAAGUGGAGCCCUGGAACAGUGUGCGUGUCACAUUCAACAUCCCCCGGGAAGCAGCGGAGCGGUUACGGAUCCUGGCUCAGAGCAACAACCAGCAGCUUCGGGAUCUGGGGAUUCUCUCCGUUCAGAUUGAAGGGGAAGGUGCUAUCAACCUGGCUUUGGGUCAGAACCGAAGCCAAGAUGUGAGAAUGAAUGGACCCAUGGCAUCUGGAAAUUCUGUUAGGAUGGAGGCAGGAUUUCCCAUGGCAAGUGGUCCAGGAUUAAUAAGGAUGACGAGCCCUGCCACUGUUAUGAUGCCCCAGGGUGGGAACAUGUCAUCUUCCAUGAUGGCACCAGGCCCCAAUCCAGAACUGCAGCCCAGGACUCCUCGCCCUGCUUCUCAUUCAGAUGCAAUGGAUCCACUUCUCUCUGGACUCCAUAUACAGCAACAGAGUCAUCCCUCAGGAUCUUUACCUCCAGCACAUCACCCAAUGCAGCCUGUUCCUGUGAAUAGACAAAUGAAUCCAGCUAAUUUUCCCCAGCUGCAGCAACAGCAGCAGCAGCAACAGCAACAGCAGCAGCAGCAGCAACAACAACAACAGCAGCAGCAGCAGCAACAGUUGCAGACAAGACCUCCACAGCAACAUCAGCAGCAACAGCCACAGGGGAUUCGUCCACAGUUUACUGCUCCAACUCAGGUGCCUGUUCCUCCAGGCUGGAACCAGUUGCCUUCUGGAGCCCUACAGCCUCCGCCAGCCCAGGGCUCUUUGGGCACAAUGACUGCAAAUCAAGGGUGGAAGAAGGCUCCCUUGCCUAGCCCAAUGCAACAGCAACUUCAGGCAAGACCUUCCUUAGCCACGGUACAGACACCUUCUCACCCUCCCCCUCCUUAUCCCUUUGGCAGCCAGCAGGCCUCACAAGCCCAUACAAACUUUCCUCAAAUGAGCAACCCAGGCCAGUUCACAGCUCCUCAGAUGAAGAGUUUGCAGGGAGGGCCCUCCAGGGUCCCAACCCCACUGCAACAACCCCACCUCACCAACAAGUCACCUGCCUCCUCACCCUCCUCCUUCCAGCAGGGAUCCCCUGCAUCCUCCCCAACGGUUAACCAAACUCAACAGCAAAUGGGACCAAGGCCACCUCAAAAUAACCCACUUCCCCAGGGAUUUCAGCAGCCUGUCAGCUCUCCAGGUCGGAGUCCCAUGGUUCAACAGGGAAAUGUGCCACCUAACUUCAUGGUGAUGCAGCAUCAGCCACCAAACCAGGGGCCACAGAGUUUACACCCAGGCCUAGGAGGAAUGCCUAAACGCCUCCCACCUGGCUUCUCAGCAGGACAGGCCAAUCCGAACUUUAUGCAAGGUCAGGUGCCUUCCACCACAGCAACCACCCCGGGGAAUUCAGGAGCCCUUCAACUGCAAGCAAAUCAAAAUGUCCAGCAUGCAGGUGGUCAAGGAGCUGGUCCUCCUCAAAACCAGAUGUCUCACGGGCCACCAAACAUGAUGCAACCCAGCCUCAUGGGAAUUCAUGGCAACAUAAACAACCAGCAGGCUGGUAGCUCUGGAGUUCCUCAGGUGACCCUGGGCAACAUGCAAGGCCAGCCUCAGCAGGGCCCACCAUCUCAGCUGAUGGGCAUGCACCAACAGAUCGUACCCUCUCAGGGCCAAAUGGUCCAGCAACAAGGAACUUUGAACCCUCAAAACUCUAUGAUCCUUUCAAGGGCCCAGCUUAUGCCACAGAGCCAGAUGAUGGUGAACCCUCAGAACCAAAAUCUUGGGCCUUCACCCCAAAGGAUGACCCCACCCAAGCAAAUGCUUCCCCAGCAGGGCCAACAGAUGAUGGCACCACACAACCAGAUGAUGGGGCCGCAGGGGCAAGUUUUGCUCCAGCAGAACCCAGUGAUAGAGCAAAUAAUGACCAAUCAGAUGCAGGGAAGUAAGCAGCAAUUUAACACUCAGAACCAGUCCAGUGUCAUGCCGGGACCAGCACAGAUAAUGAGGGGACCAACUCCGAACAUGCAAGGAAACAUGGUGCAAUUUACAGGACAGAUGUCAGGACAGAUGCUGCCUCAGCAAGGGCCUGUGAACAACAGUCCAUCUCAGGUUAUGGGGAUUCAGGGGCAGGUUCUGCGGCCACCAGGGCCCAGCCCACACAUGGCCCAGCAGCAUGGUGAUCCUGCUACUUCAGCAAACAGUGAUGUCAGCUUGUCUCAGAUGAUGCCUGAUGUUAGCAUGCAACAAACCAACAUGGUUGCUCCACAUGUGCAGACCAUGCAGGGAAACAGUGCUUCAGGAAACCACUUCUCAGGCCAUGGGAUGUCUUUCAAUGCACCAUUCAGUGGUACACCCAAUGGAAACCAGAUGUCUUGUGGUCAAAAUCCAGGCUUCCCAGUCAAUAAGGAUGUAACAUUAACAAGUCCAUUGUUGGUCAACUUAUUGCAAAGUGACAUUUCUGCAGGCCAUUUUGGUGUAAACAAUAAACAAAAUAAUACCAAUGCAAAUAAACCGAAGAAGAAGAAACCACCUCGGAAAAAGAAGAAUUGUCAGCAAGAUCUAAACACCCCAGAUAAUCGUACUGCUGGUCUAGAGGAGGCUGAUCAACAGUCAUUACCUGGAGAACAAGGAAUCAACUUGGACAACACAGGCCCUAAACUGCCAGAAUUUUCAAACCGGCCACCAGGUUAUCCUACUCAACCAGUUGAACAGAGGCCACUGCAGCAGAUGCCUCCUCAACUCAUGCAGCAUGUGGCACCCCCACCACAGCCACCACAGCAGCAGCCACAACCACAACUGCCUCAGCAGCAGCAGCAGCAGCCACCACCACCUAGUCAGCCACAGUCUCAGCAGCAGCAGCAGCAGCAACAACAACAACAACAACAACAAAUGAUGAUGAUGCUCAUGAUGCAGCAAGAUCCUAAAUCCAUUAGGCUUCCAGUCUCCCAAAAUGUCCAUCCUCCACGGGGUCCUCUGAACCCAGACUCCCAGAGAAUGCCCAUGCAGCAGAGUGGCAAUGUCCCUGUCAUGGUUAGUUUGCAAGGACCUGCUUCUGUGCCACCAUCACCUGAUAAACAAAGAAUGCCAAUGUCUGUGAAUACUCCGUUGGGAAGUAAUUCAAGGAAAAUGGUAUACCAGGAGAACCCACAGAAUUCUUCUAGCUCACCACUAGGAGAGAUGUCCUCACUUCCUGAAGCUAGUGGCAGUGAAGUGCCAUCUGUUUCAGGAGGCCCAAAUAACAUGCCCUCACAUUUAGUAGUUUCUCAGAAUCAAUUAAUGAUGACAGGGCCCAAAUCUGGACCAUCUCCCCUUUCAGCAACUCAAGGUGCAACUCCCCAGCAACCUCCUGUAAAUUCCUUGCCCAGCUCCCAUGGCCACCACUUUCCAAAUGUUGCUGCUCCAGCCCAGACAUCUAGGCCUAAAACUCCAAACAGAGCCAGCCCCAGACCCUAUUAUCCUCAGACACCCAACAACCGCCCUCCCAGUACAGAACCUUCAGAAAUAAGUCUGUCACCAGAAAGACUCAAUGCCUCCAUAGCAGGACUCUUCCCUCCACAGAUUAAUAUUCCUUUACCUCCCAGGCCAAAUUUAAAUAGGGGCUUUGAUCAACAGGGCUUGAAUCCAACCACUCUGAAGGCCAUUGGGCAAGCACCUUCAAAUCUUACCAUAAAUAAUCCUCCUAACUUUGCUGCCCCACAGUCUCAUAAAGUAGAUUCUGUAGUGGUGAAUUCUGGAAAACAGUCUAAUCCUGGGACAACAAAACGGGCAAGUCCAAGCAACAGUCGCAGGUCUAGUCCUGGGUCCAGUAGGAAAACUACCCCAAGUCCUGGAAGGCAAAAUUCAAAAGCCCCUAAACUUACUCUGACUUCUCAACCAAGCACAACCCUGUUGCAGAACAUGGAGCUGCCUAGAAAUGUGUUGGUCAGUCCCACUCCUAUUGCCAAUCCCCCUGUAUCUGGAAGCUUUCCUAACAGUAGUGGGCUUAAUCCCCAGAAUCCCGCCGUCCCUGCGCCUGCAGUGGGGGCUGUUCUUGAGGAUAACAAAGAGAGCUUGAACGUUCCUCAGGACAGUGAUUGCCAGAGUUCCCAGGGUAGGAAAGAGCAGGUAAAUGUUGAGCUGAAAGUAGUCCCUACCCAGGAAGCUAAAAUGGUUGUUCCUGAAGAUCAAUCAAAAAAGGACGGGCAACCUUUGGAUCCUAACAAACUCCCCAGUGUUGAAGAGAACAAAACUUUGAUGUCUCCUGCCAUGAGAGAAGCACCAACAUCAUUAAGCCAACUUCUUGACAACUCUGGAGCUCCUAAUGUGACCAUUAAACCCCCUGGGCUUACAGACCUGGAAGUAGCACCUCCAGUAGUUUCAGGGGAGGACCUCAAAAAAGCAUCUGUCAUUCCCACACUGCAGGAUCCGUCUUCUAAAGAAACCUCUAAUUCCUUAAAUUUACCUCACAGUAAUGAGCCAUGCUCAACCCUUCCGCAUCCAGAAUUGAGUGAGGUCAGCUCUAAUGCUGCACCAGGCAUCCCUCCAGUCAUGUCAAGACCUGUCAGCUCUUCCUCCAUUUCUACUCCUUUGCCCCCAAACCAGAUAACUGUAUUUGUUACUUCCAAUCCCAUAACCACUUCAUCUAACACAUCAGCAGCCCUGCCAACAAACUUGCAUUCUGCAUUGAUGUCAACAGUCGUCACAAUGCCCAACGUGGGUAACAAAGUUAUGGUUUCUGAGGGACAGUCCGCUGCUCAGUCUAACGCCCGGCCUCAGUUCAUUACACCUGUCUUUAUUAAUUCGUCUUCAAUAAUUCAGGUUAUGAAAGGAUCACAGCCAAGCACAAUUCCUGCAACCCCAUUGACAACCAACAGUGGCCUGAUGCCUCCCUCCGUCGCAGUUGUUGGACCUUUACACAUACCUCAGAACAUAAAAUUCUCUUCAGCUCCUGUGGCCCCCAGUGUCCCCUCCAGUAGCCCUGCUCCAAACAUACAGACAGGCCGGCCGUUGGUCCUUAGCUCCCGAGCCACUCCUGUUCAGCUGCCUUCCCCUCCUUGUACAUCCUCUUCAGUCGUCGCUCCUAAUCCUAUCCAGCAAGUAAAAGAAUUAAAUCCAGAUGAGGCUAGUCCUCAGCUGAACACCUCAGCAGAUCAGAGCACUCUGCUCUCUUCACAGUCAACCACAGUAGUCUCUCCCCUUUUGACCAAUAGUCCAGGCUCCUCUGCCAAUCGGCGAAGCCCAGUCUCAUCCAGUAAGGGCAAAGGAAAAGUGGACAAAAUUGGCCAGAUUUUGCUGACCAAGGCUUGUAAGAAAGUUACAGGCUCUCUGGAGAAAGGGGAAGAACAGUAUGGUGCAGAUGGAGAGUCUGAAGGCCCAGGGCUAGAGACCACAACUCCUGGGCUAAUGGGAACAGAACAGUGCUCCACGGAGCUGGACAGUAAAACCCCAACACCCUCAGCACCCACGCUACUAAAAAUGACCUCUAGCCCCAUGGGCCCAAGCUCCACCUCAACAGGACCCAUCUUACCUGGCGGUGCUCUCUCCGCCAGUGUACGCUCAAUAGUAACCACACUGGUACCCUCUGAGCUCAUCUCCACAGCACCAACCACAAAAGGCAAUCCUGGUGGCGUAGCAUCUGAGCCACUUGCAGGUGGCCUAGUGGAGGAGAAGGUGGGAUCUCAUCCAGAGCUUCUACCCAGCAUAGCCCCUUCACAGACUUUAGUCCCAAAGGAGAUUGCAGCCACAGCACUGCAGGGGCCUGUUGCCAGACCAGAGCUUGAGGCAAAUGCUGCCAUAGUCUCUGGACAAAGCAGUGAGCCAAAAGAGAUAGUUGAGAAGUCCAAAACCCCGAGCCGAAGAAACUCUCGAACUGAGGAGCCAACUGUGGCUUCUGAGAGCGUGGAAAAUGGACAUCGAAAACGAUCCUCUCGGCCUGCUUCAGCCUCCAGCUCUACAAAAGAUAUAACUGGUGCAGUGCAAUCCAAGCGAAGAAAAUCCAAGUAAGCAAGCUGGAAGAUGACUUGAUACUUGUAAAUGUGUGUGAAUUUUACAAAGAGCAAUUUUCAGCUGUGACUUUUUAAAUCUAUUUCUGUACAGUUAGUCAUUUUAAUAACUCAGUCCUUUUCCUAGUCCCUGAAACCUGUCUCAUAAAGUGUAACGGGGAGCAGCCCUUUUGGUGUUGCAAAAUGAAGUUCAAGGCUUCUAAAAUGUUGCCAUGUAUUGAAAGGAGCUAAUGCCAUUAUAAAUGUUAUUAGUUUCACAUUUCUUAAGCAGCCUAGAGUACAGGGUGAGCAUUUGUAGAUCUUCUAAUGAUGUAUUGUGCUGUGGAAGUACUGUGUGUGAAUAGCAGUAGUGGGGCAAAAAGCAAUCUUGUCAUUUGGAAAUGUAAAUAAUUUUAUUAUAUAGUGUUUUGGAUGUAUUUGUUGUAGAAACGGACCAGUGAAUAAAGAGAAUCUAAGGGUUUGUACAAUGUGAAAUAUUGAACGUGUUAAAUAAAUGUCUUUGUCAUAGAA